AGCUGUUCUUCAAUACCAACGAGAGAGUGCAUGGAUGGAGGCCGUGCAGGACAUGAUCAAGUUUUCUGAGCAUUGUAUGAUUGGAUCUGUUCAUUUACGAUUUAAUCAUGGGAUUCUUGAUCUAGCUUAUCAUAGAUGUUGGUCGCCCAACCCUUUGUUCGCAUUGAUGCAUGAUGACCUUCUAGGCGAGUGUAGAGAGCAGAUCAGAAUUACAGCAUUCACGUGUAUGUCAAUGGCAACCUUAAUUAUAAUUGUGGUUUCCAUAGCAUCCUUCAUGAUGUCAAAGGCCAAUUAUGGCCAUGGGGACAGUACUACAAACAAUAAUAUUAUAAUAAUUCAUACUUUCUGGCAAAACCAUGGAUUCACUGUGUUCAGAACAUUAAACAUUGUAUCUGUGGUGUCAUCUAUAACUUCGAUACUCGGCUUUCUAUUUCUUCUUCUGCCGCGCCAUUUUGAAGGUGAUUUCUUGGAAUUGGUGCCCAUUAAGUUGAUGAUGGGACUGAUGAUGCUAUUUGUUGCUGGAGUAUGCAUGGUGUUGGCUUUUAGUGUCAUCUUCUUCACUGCAAAUCAUCAACCAAAGGCUAAGCCUUUGGUGGCUAUUGGGGCAGCAUCCACCCUUCCAUUUUGCUAUGUUUGUGUGGUUCACUCAAAACUUGUGGUGGGUUUUCUGCGGUUUUCUUAUUGGUAUAAAUUCUCUUUGAAGCGCUGCAAAAGAAAGUUAUUAUCCUAGCUAGCAUUAAGAUUGUUGGAAAACUUAGAUUUUG
Molecule: messenger RNA, 764 nt
Organism: Momordica charantia (bitter melon)
Lineage: Eukaryota; Viridiplantae; Streptophyta; Magnoliopsida; Cucurbitales; Cucurbitaceae
Source: RefSeq, a predicted model, not a curated record